Molecule: messenger RNA, 219 nt
Organism: Chlorella variabilis
Lineage: Eukaryota; Viridiplantae; Chlorophyta; Trebouxiophyceae; Chlorellales; Chlorellaceae
Product: expressed protein
Exons: 2
Coding region: 1-219 (72 amino acids)
Source: RefSeq, a predicted model, not a curated record
AUGACGCGGGCGGCGGGCCCUGGGGUCGCACGCAGGUCCGCGGCCCCGCUGACGCUGCAGCCCACCUGCGGAGGGACUCAUGCCGGCGACUGGGUCUAUGCUGUGAAGCGCGACCACGACCCUGUGGUGGCGGCACCCUGGGCCUACCAGAAGCAGGCAGUGGCGCCCCGCCCAGCCAAGCAGCCGCUUGCCGUUGACAUGCCGGUGCCGCACCUCUAA